AGCCACUGAAAUUAGGCCAUUUUCCAGAAUCGCCCUCCAAACCAAAUCGCAAUUGCCCACAAAUGCUGUUCUGACAUGGUCUCGCUUUUCGAUAUCAGCACCCAGAAGCCUUUCUGGAGCCAUCUUUCGACCGGGGUGCCGACGCUAGAUCUGAUGCUCAGGCUCCAGAGCGACGCGCUUUUGGACUUGCAAAGUGUGCCCGCUAACUCAGCUUUUUCCGCGGUUCUAUGUAGUCUUGUAGCGUCCCAUCUUCUACUGUCGCCAGAGCUGAAGGUGGUGGUUCUUGAGACGUUGAACGCGUUUCCGUGGCUGAUUUUGGAACAGCACCCGUCGUUUGAUGCCGCAUGGGUGGACCAGGGCCGCCUCGUGUCGUACCAUGUGCCGACGUUUGCCCAGUUGUACGCGUUUUUUGCGUUCAUGCCGUUGCAGGAAGUCGAGCCUGGCUCUGUGCUUGUGGCUGUGACAAACUUCCAUGAAACCAUCGAGUUCUACCGCCUCCAGAUCUCGGCCACGCACGAGGAAUUGCUUCUUAAGCACCAGAUCGAUAAAAACCGGUGUUUUCUUGAGCACAUGCCCAAAGCCAUGGAAGAGGGCCUUGAUGCCAUUGCGUUGCCCCAAGUGCCGUUGAUAGCACGUGAGAAUCCAUAUACAAAGGCCCAGAACCACUUGAAUGGCCUUAUCCUGAUGAUGUCUGAUUUUGCCUUCAAGUUCUCCGCUGUCGUUUUGCUUGCGGGGCACUUGGAGCCAAAGUUCUUACCGAUCUCCCAAAUCCCGAUCUCCCAAGGGCCGACUUCUCAAAACACCUCGUUUCAUAGCAAGGACUCGUCCAGACAAGUGCUUCAGCCGGUGACGCUAGGCCCCUCCUCCUCUGAGAAACCCAAUUUGGCCGAAAGCAAAAUCACCGCGAGAUGGGUCUUCUACAACGACUGGUUCGACAAAAGUCCGUAUUUUGCAAGACAGCACAAACAGCUUGGAGAUCUGCAUCGCUUCUUUGUAUCGGUGGUGAAGGUGUCUUAUUUAAACGGAGUCAAUAACAUCAACGACCCGGUGUACUUUCACCAUAGCAAGCAUCCAAUGUUUUUUGACCAAGAGGACAUG
Messenger RNA from Metschnikowia bicuspidata var. bicuspidata NRRL YB-4993, 1098 nucleotides. RefSeq lists its product as uncharacterized. Lineage: Eukaryota; Fungi; Ascomycota; Pichiomycetes; Serinales; Metschnikowiaceae. The transcript is spliced from 2 exons. The annotation marks the transcript as partial. The record is from RefSeq and is a predicted model, not a curated record.